AUGAGCGACUGGGAUUCUGUUACCAAGAUCGGCGGCAAGUUCCGUGGAGCUGGCGCCGCUCCCCGCGAGACCGUUAUUAAGGGCAAGAGCGCCUUGAACGCCGCUCAGCGCUCAGGUGGCAUUCUCGCAACUGAGAAGAAGUACACAACUGGUAACCUUGCCGCCAAGUCUGGUGCCCCCGAAGGCCAGCACCUCACCAAGGUCGACCGCAGCGACGAUAUUAUCAAGCCUAAGACUGUCGGUACUGCCGUCGGUGAUGCUAUCAAGCGCCGCCGAACUGAGGAGGGCUACAAGAUGACCCAGAAGGAACUUGCUACCAAGUGCAACACCACCAUUACCAUCGUCCAGGACUUCGAGCGUGGAUCCGCCACACCAGACCAGAAGGUUCUCAGCUCAAUGGAGCGUGUGCUAAACAUCAAGCUCCGUGGCUCUGAUAUCGGUGCCGAGAAGUUCCCCAAGAAGAAGUAA
This is a messenger RNA of Penicillium taxi, 468 nucleotides long. RefSeq names its product multiprotein-bridging factor 1 (gene mbf1). Bases 1 to 468 code for a protein of 155 amino acids. The record is from RefSeq and is a predicted model, not a curated record. The transcript is spliced from 2 exons. Gene Ontology annotation, cellular component: nucleus. Gene Ontology annotation, molecular function: DNA binding. NCBI's taxonomy places the organism in Eukaryota, Fungi, Ascomycota, Eurotiomycetes, Eurotiales, Aspergillaceae.